Molecule: messenger RNA, 1698 nt
Organism: Cyphellophora attinorum
Lineage: Eukaryota; Fungi; Ascomycota; Eurotiomycetes; Chaetothyriales; Cyphellophoraceae
Product: Lipase 1
Exons: 5
Coding region: 1-1698 (565 amino acids)
Molecular function (GO): carboxylic ester hydrolase activity
Source: RefSeq, a predicted model, not a curated record
AUGCCGUCAUUACGCCAAACACUCAUUUCCGCCCUCUCCGUCCUCCCACCCCUAGCCCUCGGCACCCCUCACGCCGUCCGCCAAGCAGGAGCACCAACAGUGACGAUUCAGAACGGUACCAUAGCCGGCGUGCACAACUCCAACUACAAUCAGGACUUCUUCCUCGGUAUUCCCUAUGCUCAGCCACCGUUGGGCGAUCUGCGGUUUCGAGAGCCACAGCCAUUGAAGGAUGUUUGGAGUGGAAUGCUAGAGGCGACGAAGUAUUAUCCGGAAUGUUAUGGAUACGGCUACGACCAAAUCGGCUACGAGCAGUCCGAAGACUGCCUCGUUGUAAACAUCGUACGACCGAGCGGUUUCGACGGCCAGGCCCUACCGAUUGGAGCCUGGAUCCACGGUGGAGGCUUUUAUAUGGGCGGCGCGAGUGAUCUGCGGUACAAUCUGUCGUUCAUUGUAGAGAACUCGGUGAAGAUCGGUCAUCCCGUUAUCGGUCUCUCCAUGGCAUACCGACUGGGUCCGUGGGGAUUCUUGAAUGGGCAGGAGAUACAGUCUGAGGGAUCGACCAAUGUUGGGAUGAAGGAUCAGAGACUUGCCCUGCAUUGGAUCCAGGAGAAUAUUGCUGCCUUCGGAGGCGAUCCGGCUAAAGUGACCAUCUUUGGAGAAUCAGCCGGUGCCACUGCCGUCGGGCUGCACGCCAUCGCAUAUGGAGGCAAGGACGAGGGCCUCUUCAGCGGCAUAAUCGGGCAGUCCGGAAACCCCAUGGUGGCAGCAUACAAUGCAACAACUGGCCAGCGCACCUUCGACAAUAUCACAGACAUUGCAGGCUGUAGUAACGAGGACGACAAGCUAAGCUGUCUCCGCGGCAAAGACUUCGAUACACUGAACACUGCGUUCAACAGGACUGGCAUCCGCUUCAGUCCGGCGCCAGAUGGCGACUUUAUACCCAACUCGACGUAUGGAGCAGUCAUCAACGGCGACUUCGUCAAGGUACCGUAUAUGAUUGGCGCCAACAGCGAUGAAGGCACCAGCUUCGGUCCCGUUGGAAUCAACAAUGAUUCCGACUUCCGAAGGUAUCUGCUGCGGUCCGGCCUCACGGAGGACUCUGCGCCGAUUAUCGAAGCCACAUACCCCGAUAUUCCUGCCAUUGGCAUUCCUACGACACUCACCUACACGCUCAAUUCGUCCUAUGGCUAUCAGUACAAGCGCGGCAAUGCUUUCGGGGGUGACCUGUCAAUGCACGCUGGACGCCGGCUCACCAACCAGCAGUACGCCAACUACAAUGUGACGACUUACUCGUACCGCUUCAACACGAUCCCAUACCCACUGCCAAACUUCAUCGGCGUAGCCCAUUUCCAAGAAGUGGCCUUCGUCUUCGACAACACCGACGGUCUCGGAUACGCAGCAAAUGCCAAGCCAUUCACAGACGUGCCGGAGAGCUACUUCUACCUUGCUCAGCUCAUGAGUUCGAUGUGGGCGAGCUUCAUUGCGACAGGUGAUCCGAACAACCAUAUGAUGACGGCGCCGCAUUGGCCAGUGUAUAUGAAUGGUCCAGGAGGAGAUCCAGUGACUGGGGCGGGAGGAUAUGGAAAGAACAUGGUGCUGCAGGCGAAUGACACGGGGAGUUAUGUGGAGGAUGACACUUACCGGGCAACGGGAAUCGCGGCUCUCAAUCAGAUGUGGGGGACUGUGUUUGGGAGGUGA